CACCCAGCCAUUCGGAGGCCGCCAAACACACGUGCACCUGCUACACCCCAAACAGCACACAGCCGAUCAUGAGCGCAGCAGCGAAAGGGAGCAAGAAGAAGUCUACAUCGUGGGGGUCCUUGGGGCUUGACCCCAGGACAGCCAAGGCAUCGCAGCGAAUGGGCUGGUCAAGGCCUACCGCUAUUCAGCGUGCCGUCAUCACGUGUGCGCUGGAGGGCCGCGACAUCCUCGCCCGCGCCCGCACAGGCUCUGGCAAGACAGGCGCAUACGCCCUGCCGCUCAUCAACGCAGUGCUCAAGGCGAAGGAGGAACGCGCAACAACAGCCUCUGGCGGUGAGGAUCAUGGAAUUCUCGCCCUUGUUCUUGUUCCCACCAAGGAGCUGGUGGACCAAACUGCAGACACACUCAAGCAAAUUGCAGCACACUGCGAGCAACAAGUGAGUGUCGUCUCCGUCGUUGCAUCAGCCUCGUCCUCCCGCUCUCGCAAGAAGAUGGAUGACGCGUCACUGCUGACGGACCUGCCGGAUAUUGUUGUUGCCACGCCAACCACUGUUCUCUCCAAGAUCCUGGAGAAGCGAGUGGUUGUGACAGACGACUUUAAGAUGCUAGUGCUCGACGAAGCAGAUCUCAUCCUCACAUAUGGGCACGACGAUGCCGUACGACAGCUCUCAACCGUCCUGCCAUCCGUCAAGCAGACCAUUCUCCUGAGCGCGACGAUGAGCGAGGACAUCCAGGCGCUGAAGAGCCACAUUGUGCUGCGGUCGCCGGCCAUCAUCAAACUUGAGGAGUCGGAUCUCCCCGAUGACGAGCAGCUGAAACAGCACGCGCUCGUGUGCAAUGACGAAGACAAAUAUCUCAACUUCUACGCCCUGCUCGCACUGAAGCUCCUGUCGGGCAAGACGCUGGUGUUUGUGAACACGGUCAACGAAUGCUACAAGCUGAAGCUGUUUCUUGAGAAGUUUUCCAUCCGCUCGUGUGCGCUGAACUCGCGGCUCCCCGCCAACAGCCGCCGCCACAUUGUCACGCAGUUCAACAAGGGCAUCUACGACAUUAUCAUCGCUUCCGACGAGACUGAUGGUAAUCAGGGCAAGAAGAUCAAACCGCGCAACGCAAAGUUUGUUGCGAGCGACAAUGAGUACGGUGUUGUGCGUGGCGUCGACUUCAAGGACGUCACCAAUGUCGUCAACUUUGAUUUCCCGCCCACCGUCGAGCGAUACGUCCACCGCGUUGGCCGCACUGCUCGGGGGCGGCAGAGCGGGAUUGCGCUGUCAUUUGUUGAUCCGCGACAGCGGUCCGCGUUGCACAGGGUGGAGAAGUUUCUGCAGGAGCAGGCAAAGGCACAAGACGAUGACGACGAGGAUGUGGAUGGCAAUGAUGAGGGUGGCAAGGCAGAGACUGAGAUUGAUGCGCAGGAUGGGGAAAUUAUCAAGCCAUACACGAUUAAGGUGGACGUUGUGAAGCCGCUCAAGUAUCGUGUCGACGAUGCCAUUGCGCACGUGACGAAGCGUGACAUCGACCUCGCCAUCCGCCGCGACAUUGAGCUCCAGCUCCUCAACUCAGAAACACUCAAGGCACACUUUGUGGAGAACCCGCGCGAUCUGCAGGUGUUGCGACAUGACACGGUUCUGCAUGACGUCAAGGACAUCAAGCCGCACUUGAAGGAUUUACCAUUUUACCUCAAGCCCAAAUCCACAGAUGCACAGCGGCUUCGUGUGUCCAAGAAGAAGAACAAGAACAGCAAAGGCGGCAACAGUGAUGGUGGUCGUGGCGGUGGCCGUGGUGGUGGUGGUGGUGGCCGUGGUGGCCGUGGAGGUCGUGGCAGGGGGCGUGGUCGUGGUGCUGGUCGUGGUGCUGGUCGCGGUGGUGGUCGUGGUGGUGGUCGUGGUGGUGGUGGUGGGGCCAAGAGCGGUAAGAGGCGGUCUGCCCAGGACCCUUUGCGGUCGUUCAAGUCUGCGAAGCGAUCAUAGCCGCAACAACAACUGUGCUUCAUGCUCCGAUUGAUGAUGAGCGUGCACUGCCCUGCGUUGAUGCUACGGGUCCUUGUUCCCUUUUCGCCUCUUUGUGAUGUAGUUUUGUGUGUGUGUGUGUGUGUGUGUGUGUGUGUGUGUGUGUGUGUGUGUGUUUGU
Messenger RNA from Salpingoeca rosetta, 2126 nucleotides. RefSeq lists its product as uncharacterized. The transcript is spliced from 10 exons. The record is from RefSeq and is a predicted model, not a curated record. Lineage: Eukaryota; Choanoflagellata; Craspedida; Salpingoecidae. The coding region runs from base 69 to 1967 and encodes 632 amino acids. Gene Ontology annotation, molecular function: ATP binding; RNA helicase activity; nucleic acid binding. Gene Ontology annotation, cellular component: nucleolus.